GUCAAGAUAGAGAAGUAAUUAUGCUUAUAAAUACUAAGCUCUAACACUUUCUCUCAAUAAGAAAAGCAACAACAAAAAAAAAAAGCCAGAGAUAUUUUUACGAGGCAAGAAUAGAACUCAGACAAAAAGGGCAGAAUCUAAAAAAUGACAAACCGGUCAAGUUUAACGGCGGCGCUCAUCGUCAUGGUAAGCGUCCUUCUAUCCGUGAAGCUGGUUGUGUCGUCACCGUGUAUCGCAAAAGGUAUCGGUCCACCUGUUCCGGUCUCUGUCAAGAUAUUGCGGGAGGUGCAAUAUAUGGUCGAGUUUGGGUUGGGGGAGCACAAUAAGGCGCUCUCGAGGGUUCACCAAUUGAAGCUAGUAAGCAUCGACGGUGGUGCUUAUUACAGUGCAGAUCCUGAGAUGGAUUUUGUCAGUUUCGAUAUUACUGCAUCCAACCGCUUCGGUCGUGCCAAGUACAAUAUGUUUGUCACCCGCGCCUACACCUAUAAUGAACUUAAGCUCAAAUGCUUUGAGAAAAUUUAGUUACAUGUUGUUGUUGUUAUUUGAAAGCUUUUGGAUGCAAAUCUAGCAUUGCCUAGCUAUAAUAAUGAUAAUAAUAAUAGUAUUGUUGAUGUUUGAGCAUCAUCCGACAUUUUCUGAAAUGGGACCACAUUGGUCCUUACAUUGGAAAUAAAGAAGCCACCAUAUCCAUUUAGGCGGAAAAAAUCCCAGAAUAUACCAAUUAUUAAAAA
Messenger RNA from Linum trigynum, 731 nucleotides. NCBI's taxonomy places the organism in Eukaryota, Viridiplantae, Streptophyta, Magnoliopsida, Malpighiales, Linaceae. The record is from the annotation of a GenBank genome assembly.